Molecule: messenger RNA, 4404 nt
Organism: Nothoprocta perdicaria
Lineage: Eukaryota; Metazoa; Chordata; Aves; Tinamiformes; Tinamidae
Gene: SLC44A5
Product: solute carrier family 44 member 5
Exons: 22
Coding region: 1-2148 (715 amino acids)
Biological process (GO): transmembrane transport
Cellular component (GO): membrane
Molecular function (GO): transmembrane transporter activity
Source: RefSeq, a predicted model, not a curated record
AUGGCGAGGAAGGGAGACGCUUCCACGUCGCCCUUCGGUGAACCAAGGAAAUUCGAUCCAAAGUUCAGAGGACCCAUUCAUAACAGGCACUGCACAGAUGUGGUUUGCUGUGUGAUCUUCAUAGCCGUCAUUCUGUCUUACAUUGCGUUAGGAAUAGUGGCUUGGGUGCAUGGCGACCCCAGGAAAGUGAUUUAUCCAACGGACAGCUAUGGGCAGUUCUGUGGUCAAAAAGACACCCCCAAUGAGAACAAGACCCUUUUAUUUUACUUUAACAUUCUGAAAUGUGCCAGCCCAGCAGUGUUAAUAAAUCUGCAGUGCCCUACAACACAGCUCUGUGUCUCAAAGUGCCCAGACAGGUUUGCAACCUACAUAGAUGUUCAGGCUUCCUACAGAUAUAAAGCAGAUCACUGGAAUUACUUCAAGCAAUUCUGCAAACCUGGUUUUAACAAUCCUCGCAAGUCUGUUGCUCAAGUCCUGCGUGAUGAAGAUUGCCCUUCGAUGAUCAUUCCAAGCAGGCCUUUUCUUAAGAGAUGCUUUCCAGACUUCUCCACAAAGAAUGGCGUACUGACUGUGGCUAAUCAGACUACCUUCAAGGACGGAAGAGGGAAGACCAGAAAUGUAACUGAUCUGAGGGAAGCUGCAAAUGGCAUCAAUAUUGUCCUGGAUGCAAGAUCGGUUGGAAUGAAAAUUUUUGAAGAUUAUGCCAGUUCUUGGUAUUGGAUUUUAAUUGGGCUGUUAAUUGCAAUGGUCGUGAGUCUGCUCUUCCUUGUGCUGUUAAGGUUCACUGCUGGGGUGCUUUUUUGGAUCUUCAUCUUUGGUGUGAUYGGAAUUAUAGGAUAUGGUACCUGGCAUUGUUACUGGGAGUACAGUCAUCUGAAGGGAACACCUGGAUCUGACCUCACUGUUUAUGAUAUUGGAUUYCAGACAGACUUCAGAGUGUACCUGCAGCUGAGGCAGACAUGGUUAGCAUUUAUGAUAAUACUAUGUGUUGUUGAGGUUGUAAUCAUAUUGAUGCUGAUCUUCCUGAGGAACCGGAUCCGCAUUGCUAUUGCACUGUUGAAGGAAGGCAGUAGAGCUAUUGGCUAUAUAAUGUCUACGUUGUUCUACCCAAUCGUCACCUUCCUACUCAUUGCAAUUUGUAUUUCCUACUGGGCUGUGACAGCUGUUUUUCUGGCUACAUCAGGAGAGCCAGUGUAUAAGGUAAUGGCUAAUCAAACACUGUGCAAGUAUGCAAACCUGAGCUGUGACCCAGAGACUUUCAACAAAACCAACGUGACCAAACUCUGUCCAGGUGCUCAAUGUACUUUUGCAUUUUAUGGAGGAGAAAGCCUGUACCAUAAAUAUAUCUUCAUCUUUCAGUUAGCCAAUGCCUUUGUCUUUCUUUGGCUGGUGAACUUUGCAAUUGCACUGGGUCAGUGUACCCUUGCUGGUGCCUUUGCCUCUUACUACUGGGCCUUUAGGAAACCUGCUGAUAUUCCACUGUGGCCACUCUUCUCUUCAUUUGGCCGAGCGAUACGGUACCAUACAGGUUCACUGGCGUUUGGAGCCUUAAUUCUUGCAAUUGUCCAACUUGUUAGAGUAAUCUUGGAGUACUUGGAUCACAAACUGAAAGGCACACAAAACUCCUUCACUAGAUUUCUACUCUGCUGCCUCAAAUGCUGUUUCUGGUGUUUGGAAAAAUUUAUAAAAUUUAUAAACAGAAAUGCCUACAUCAUGAUUGCCAUAUAUGGAAAAAACUUCUGCACCUCAGCAAAGGAGGCAUUCUACCUGCUCAUGCGUAACGUGGUGAGAGUUGCAGUUCUGGACAAAGUUACAGACUUUCUUUUAUUCCUGGGGAAAAUUCUCGUUGCUGGUGGUGUAGGUGUGCUCGCCUUCUUCUUCUUCACUCAGCGAAUACCGAUAUUUGCCAAGGAAGCACCAACAUUGAACUACUACUGGGUGCCCUUGCUGACUGUCAUCAUCGGCUCCUACUUGGUUGCACACGGAUUCUUCAGUGUCUAUGCAAUGUGUGUUGACACACUUUUCCUCUGCUUUUGUGAAGACCUGGAAAGAAAUGAUGGAUCUACAGCAAAGCCCUACUUCAUGUCGGCUAGCCUUCACCGGAUCCUGGGAAAGAAGGAACUAAGCCCGAAGAAGGCAGUGGGAUAAUGUGCAGUAAACCUCAACAUCACAAGAGUGUCACUUUUAAGCAACACAUGUACAAAGUAGGCAAAAGUAAAAACUGUAAAUGAUGCUUCUGGUUAAUGGGUGAUUCUUUUUCCUUUUACUUCUAUCUAUAAAAAAUGAGCAACAUGGAUAACAGUUAACUAGAUAACUAUAUUCUUAAACUAACAGCUGUGAAACAAGGCCACAUUUUAGUUUAUAGAGUGCCUGUCAAAAGGAAAAUGUAAAUUUGAAGCUUUUUUAAGUCUAUAAUGAAUAAUGUUUUAAUAACUUUUUUAACACAAUUUGCUGCAUCAAAGAACAGCAUUUUUGAUAACGUUUCUUUUUAUAAGUGUAUAUUUGUAAAAGAUAUUCAGGCAAUUUUCUGAAAGCACUACCCUAUAACCUAAUUAGCCAUAAAAAUAGUUUGAGAAUUUCUAUUUAACCAGCAGAUGGUACUAAAUUUGUAAAUAUGGUGCUAUGAUUGUAUUUUUUGUACAAGCUGGUUCACAGCCAUUUAAACUGUGAUAAUACAUGCAUUAAUGAUUCCCUACACUGGAAAACAUGGUAAUGUUUUAAUCACAUCCACAACUGUGUAUUUUAAGGAACAAAGGAYGGUACCCUGUAGACCCAAAGAAGAUGGCCAGACAAGACCACAGUGGAUGGCACUUAAAGUGAAGUUUUCUGUGAAGUGUGUUUAACAGGUGAUAUAAGUGAGGGAAGGUCCCAUUGCAUUUAAUAUGAUUUGUGGCUCACACAAAUGAGGUUUCAUCUGGUAAAAGAUGGCAAAUGUAUUGUUUUCAGAUGAUAUGUAUGAGAGAUGUCCUUGUUUUAAUGUCCCCAUCUCUAGUGACUCUCUGAUUAUUAUCUGCAUUACAAGAAAGUUGCGCUUUGCUAAAAGGAAAAUCAAAUGCAGCUUUUCUCAGAGGAAAGCCUURGCUCUACGUGUGCACACAGGUCCCAUUGCCUCAGCCAGCUCAGAAGGGCUUCCUAGAGACACUGCAACGACCAAGCUGAUGCCAAAGGCAAAGCACGUGUUCUUAGGUCUCCAAACACUCAGCGGCUCCAGCAGUAAUGUAUUGGGUAAGAAACAGAACCAGAUCCUCUGAUGACACAGGAUUAUAUCACUGAUGAAAGAUGCUCCAAAUGAUUGAGUAUGCUUUUAGAUUAUUGAAGUUGCCUGAUUAUUAAAGUAUCAAUAUAAAUCACACUAAUCUUCUGUACAGAUCUAUAAACCCCCUUAGAUUCAACUGUUAUCAAGGUYAGUGACAGUUCUGCUCAGAGGAAAAGCAACUCUGUAUUGCAGUGUUAAAAAGAGCAGUACCUAAGUCCUUAAGCCUGAGAAAAUGAAAGAUGUUUUUCAAGACUGUUAUUUCCAUGAGCUGAACUGCAGAUGUUUUACUGCAGUAAUGCGUGCCAGAGCCCCUGUCCCCAGUUUUCAUGGGUUCUGUGGUACUAAACAAGGACAUUAAUUUAGUCCGCUUUUCAGGAGCAGCAUAUUCUUCCCAGAUCUACUGUUACAGAAAUUCAGCUCUUAGAAAUGUUUUUUUUUUUUAGCCCAGGUUAUCCAUAGAUACCACAAAGAGAAAGGCAAGUUCUACUCCAGUUGAUUAACUUCAGAUGUUGGGGGAAAAUUUACUGCCAGCUCACAACCCAGAGUGAUAUUGCAUUUGUGACUCCAGUCUGUGAUCAUUUUAUUUGCAACAAAAGCARAAAGCCUCUCCCUUGUGCUGCUUCUCUGGGGCACUGGUAAUGCCCCAGUGCUCCAUGCAUUUGAAGUCCUGGACAGGUAGGACCUCCUGAGCCUGCAAGCUGUAGCAUUAGUGACAGAACACUGAUGGGCUUCUGUCCAGGGAGCCCCGUAGCUCUUCUGAAGCAGAAAUGGGGGACUUAGGACUUAAACAGCAUAAGAUAAAGGCAUACAGCUUCAAACGAAGCUAGUGAUUUUGGACAUCUUCAUUUUUGAGAACCCUUUUGCAAUACCUUAGAGUAAACCUGACUUCCAGAAAGGGCUGAACCUGCCUUCCAAAAAUCAGGUGCUUCACUGAGGAGUAGAAGAUUUUCCACCAUUGUCAUCAUUCCCAUCUAAUCAUGUGCAUGAUGCUGAAUAUUAACCUCCUAAAAUACUAAUCUAUUCUGAGUAAUGAAUCAACAAUUUGGGGGAAGUUUGUGCCACCUUUUCAUGAUUUAGAAGUUGCUGGACUAUGAGUCCCGUCCAAGCUCCGAUGUAAUUCUGAUUGACUGCUGUCCAGUUAGUUUGCA